AUGUACUUGAGUUUUCAAAACAAGUCGUUUUGGGACAGCCUGCAUUUAAAAAAUGGCCUGCAGGACUGGGAUAUGGCAGAGGAGCUCAAACUCACCGUCACCACUGAAGGGUUUCCGCAAGAAGCUGGCGUUCAGCCCCGUCUGUGGAUGUGGGUAAACCCCAGCCUGGCCUGCCCCAUCCCCGGGAGCCCCGGAGUAGACCCAGACGGAUCCAACAGCCCGGUGGCCUCGGUUGCUGGUGCCACAGAAACCUCCUCUCCGAACGCAUCCUGGGACGACUCUGACCCAGACGGUUCCAAGGAGAACGUGCUGCCAUCCUCCAGCGAGGCCGGGAAGGAUGAAGACACUUUGCGUGUGGACAUCCCAGUUCCUCAGGAGAUGCUGGAAACUCCUGAACUGCAGCUGAUGCCGAUGCCUUGGAAACCUUCAGUCCUCAGACCUCAGAGCGUGAAGCUCAGGAGCCCCAGGCAGAGGAGCACUGAAAUCAAGGGAGGCUGGCCCCGUCCCCCCCUUAAUUACUGCAUCCUCAUCACCCUCGCCCUGGGCAACAGCGCAAGUGGCAGCCUGACCGUACAGCAGAUCUACCAGUUCACACGGCAGCACUUCCCAUUUUUCCAAACGGCCCCAGAGGGCUGGAAAAGCACGAUCCGACACAACCUGUGCUUCAGCAGCUGCUUUGAGAAAACCACGGGCUUCAUGUGCGGCGAGGGAAACCGCAAGUCCUGCCUGUGGAAACUGACUCCAGAAGGGCGCAGAAGGUUUCAGGAAGAAGCACAGGCUCUGCCCAAAGAGGCCCUCGACUUGGUGCGCCAAAGCAUGAGCGAACCGGAUGUCAUGAGAUCUCUGUUUGGCCUAUGA
This is a messenger RNA of Charadrius vociferus (killdeer), 858 nucleotides long. RefSeq names its product forkhead box R1 (gene FOXR1). Gene Ontology annotation, biological process: regulation of DNA-templated transcription. Lineage: Eukaryota; Metazoa; Chordata; Aves; Charadriiformes; Charadriidae. Bases 1 to 858 code for a protein of 285 amino acids. Gene Ontology annotation, molecular function: sequence-specific double-stranded DNA binding; DNA-binding transcription factor activity. The record is from RefSeq and is a predicted model, not a curated record. The transcript is spliced from 5 exons. Gene Ontology annotation, cellular component: nucleus.